Messenger RNA from Sebastes umbrosus (honeycomb rockfish), 4009 nucleotides. It is a transcript of the gene atl3, whose product is annotated as atlastin 3. The record is from RefSeq and is a predicted model, not a curated record. Lineage: Eukaryota; Metazoa; Chordata; Actinopteri; Perciformes; Sebastidae. The coding region runs from base 194 to 1723 and encodes 509 amino acids. The transcript has 14 exons. Gene Ontology annotation, biological process: protein homooligomerization; endoplasmic reticulum organization. Gene Ontology annotation, molecular function: GTPase activity; GTP binding.
AGAAAACUACAUUUCCCAGAUGACUUUGCUGCAGCCUGAAGACGGAAGUGGUGUGAAUUUCGUGGUGGAAAAAAGUUCUCAUCGUUGUUUUCAUGCCAGUGUAGAAAACAAAGUCACUACAGUCGUUUCUCCUCUUGUAUGAGAUUGUGUUGAAGCUCUUUGAAGACACCAAAGGGACCAGUACUUCGUAAGGAUGGGGAGUGAACCACAUCCAGUUCAGAUCGUCACAGUGUGUAAGGAGGAGCACUCCUUUGCUUUGGACACAGAGGCUUUGGCUCGGGUUCUGUUGGCCCCUGAGGUCCGAGACAAAAAUGUGGUGGUGCUGUCGGUGGCUGGAGCCUUCAGAAAGGGAAAGAGCUUCCUGCUUGACUUCAUGCUCCGCUACAUGUACAGAAAGGGGGAUGAAAACUGGCUGGGUGAUGAUGAUGAGAAGCUGACUGGAUUUUCUUGGAGAGGGGGUUCUGAACCAGAGACAACAGGCAUCCAGCUGUGGAGUGAAGUUUUCCCCAUCCAAAAGAGUGAUGGAACAGAGGUGGCAGUAGUGUUGAUGGACACUCAGGGAGCCUUUGAUAACGAGUCCACCGUGAAAGACUGUGCCACCAUCUUUGCCCUCAGCACCAUGACCAGCUCAGUGCAGAUCUACAAUCUGUCACAGAACAUACAAGAGGACGACCUGCAGCAGCUACAGCUGUUCACGGAGUAUGGUCGUCUUGCCAUGGAUGAGAUCUUUCUGAAGCCCUUUCAGUCUUUGAUGUUCCUAAUCAGGGACUGGAGCUUUCCCUAUGAAUAUACCUACGGGUUUAAAGGAGGCAAUGAAUUCCUGGAUAAACGGUUACAGGUUAGUGAGACCCAACAUGAGGAGCUGCAAACAGUGAGGGAUCACAUCCACUCAUGCUUCACCAACAUCUCCUGCUUCUUGUUACCUCACCCUGGGUUGAAAGUGGCCACCAGCCCUGUUUUUGAGGGUCAACUUAGUGCCGUUACCCCCGAGUUCAAAGAGCAGCUGAAGAGCCUGAUCCCCAAACUGCUGAAUCCCGAACAUCUGGCUGAGAAAGAAAUAAAUGGAAACAAAGUCACUUGCAUGGGCCUGCUUGAGUUCUUCAAGGCUUACAUCAAGAUUUACCAGGGAGAGGACUUGCCACAGCCAAAGACUAUGCUCAUGGCUACAGCAGAGGCCAAUAACCUGGCAGCCGUGGCAGCAGCCAAAAAUCUGUAUAACAAGAACAUGGAGAGGGUGUGCGGGGGAGACUUGCCCUACGUGAAUCCCGACUCUCUGGUGGAAAAGAAUACAUUUUUCUGCCGAGAGGCUCUUCACAGCUUCUCCUCGACCAAGAAGAUGGGCGGACAAGAGUUUUGUGACCGUUACCAGGAACAGCUGGAAAGGGAGCUGGAGGAAACGUGGCAGUCACUCGCCAAGCACAAUGAGUCAAAAAACCUCUUCAGCGCCUUCCGGACACCUGCAGUGCUGUUUGUGCUGGUGUGCCUCCUCUACGUGCUGUCAGGCGUGUUGCUCUUUGUUGGCCUGUCUACCUUCGCCUUGGUGUGUGACUGUACUCUGGGCGUGGUCAUGAUGUCCAUGCUGACGUGGGCCUUCAUCCGCUACUCCGGUCGGUACCGGAAUGUAGGGGGAGCCAUCGACCAGGCCGCAGGCGUCGUCCUAGAGCAGGCCACCGUGGUAAUGAACAAGUCGAGAGGCACCCUUGACACAAAGAAAUCCAGUUAAAGGACCUCUGGACUAUCGUAAUCUCGAUGCAAUGCUACCAGCGCACAACACAAGCACACAUUCAGCACUAAAGCCUUAUCACGCCACCCAUUGGAACAAACAUGCAGCUCAACCACAUUGGCACAGGGUACAAACAUGAUGCCAAUUCACCAGCAUCUUUAUUAUGCACGUUACUCUGCCUGGUAAAUUCCAGGCUUAUAUAAAGGUGACUGGAGUUAAACCAUCCCGAUUCCUCUUAUAGAUACUUCAUGUCUUAAAUUGACACUGCCAUCAUUUUACGAGUUUACAAUUGGUCUUAAUAGACAAGUCGAUGUUUACCUUUAAACUUAUAAAACACUUACUUGGGUGUAUAUUGUUCAAACGGGGGAAGUCAGGGUGAUUUUCAAACAAAGCUUCUGCAGUAUAUCUUAUUACCUUUAAAAAAAAGCUGGCUUUAAAGCUUAUGCAUUUAUACAUAUUUCUUUGUGGCUAUAUUUUUUUACUUUGUGGCCUUAUACACAUUCCAUUCUGUUUGUAGAUUUGCUUUAUAUUUGAUAUAAACUAGCAUUUCUAGAAGGGUGAUCUGUCACUACUUUGAAAGGAGAAGAGCAUACGCACUUUCUAUAUAGCAUAGUACAUUUUGGCAUAUAAUGGGAGUUCAGUUGAAUCUCAUUUGUUUCUCUGCCGUUUAUUCCUUGAUGGAAAUGUGUUACACUUUGUAGAUUUUGAUACUAUACACUAGACUCUUCUAGCGAAAUUAUAUAUAGGAACUUGUAUUCUGCAUCAUUGUCCAACUCCAAAGAGAAGACGUUAUUGGAAUACUCAGCAACAUAAUAAAACUAUAGCGACCAGUCAGCCAAAGAGUAAGCUUUAAAUAUUUAAAUUAUACGCAAGCCUUGUACUCAGUGAGAAAAACACUUUGCCACUCAAACAUUGCAAGUAUAAAACAUACAUGUAAGGGAUAAUGUACAGCGAGCAAAUAACAAGCAGCAUGUUUGAAUAGAAAACCCAAGUAACAAGCACUAGAAAUCUAUAGAAAAGAGGACUGAGUGGCUUUGUGUACACGUCUCAGACUGCAGCACUUGGACAGAUUGUGAUCAUAAUUGGUAGUGUUCAAAAAUUACAUGUAGUCAUGUUUGCACCUUAGAAAUGAAUCCCUGAUGUAAUAUUUUAGCGAACAUUUGUAGCCUGUGCAAACAGCUCCACUGUGAGAAAACACUGUGAUCCAUCACUGUGAUGCAUCAUUCACAUUGGUGAUCUGGCUGCAGCUAAAACUAUUACUGUUUCACAGUGACUCAUUCUCCAUAACGGUUUUAAUGUGAUCAUUAGUAAACUCUAUUAGAAAACUUUGUCAAUGUAAAACUUCUCUUUCAAUUUGACAAAUGGUUUUCUUUUUGGUAAAAUAAUCACUAUACACGGCCAUCAAUCCAGCUUGAAAUCAUUGCGUGCUUGGGUCAGAGCUUUGCUUCAAAUAUAAUUGCAUGUAAUGGUUACAUAACGUAUAAUGAAACCAUAUUACAGAAAAGGAAAAAUAAUCAAUUUGGACUUGUUUCUUAGGUCCUCGUUUACCUGCAGCCAUUUAACCAAUCUGCCGUAUUUUUCCAAAAUCAGUCUUACAGGGAAUUAAAUAGGUUGACUGCACAGUGGAUUUAUUAGGUUUUAGUUUCCCUUCGUGGGGCCAAGCUCAGGCCAACUCAGAAUGAAUCAGGCAUUGGAUUAAAGGACUCUGAUUAUUUCCAACUAUGCCCUACAUCUCUGAAUAUGUAUGGUGGAUUCUUUCAGAAACAUUGGACUGGAGAAGUGGAAUGGCAAGCAUUUGGUAUAAAAAACGAGGCCUUUUAAAUGCCACAAGAUUGUGUGACCUGAGAAUGAUACUGUAUGUAGUCUGUAAUGAUUUUUGCAUUGUGCACUUCAACAACUAAUCUUAUAUUUCCUAUACCUAAUACAGAGUGGACACACAAAAAGCUGAUAAACAUGCUUUAAUCUCAUAGUGAUUCCAUACUCUAAGUUGUAAGAAUGUAAGGCCAAAAAAGAAAUAUGGAGAAUGAGAGACUCUCAAUCCUUGAUUUUUAACAUCAUUUUGCACAUUCCAUGUUUGUCCCUUUCCACAAGAGGAAGAAACAAGCACUUUCUAUUGCACUCCCCCUCCUCUUUGGUGCUUUUUGCACACAGCUCAUUCCAAAAGUACAGUAAAUGCAUGCAAUAUUGUAGUUACAGGCUAAUGUAAUCAUCUAUUGCAGGGGUAAGGUGGCCUUGAGUCGAGAAAAUGCUGAUUUCUAAAGAAUAAACAAAGCUUGAAACAAUUAA